UUUCACUCUGCUAUUAUCUAUCUUUUUAUGGAACGUCGCCGCCGAAGAUCUGGAACGUUGAGGAAGAACUCUUCUAAGGCUGAAAAUUUUAAUGAUGAAAAUAGCAAAUUAGAUUCGUUAUGCGCUUCCCUUGUUGAAGGAAGUAGCAGUUGGGUGAACGACUCUGAGAAUCAGCAGCAGUUAAAUUUUGUUUCUCCUGAUCCCACCCCGACUUUUGAAUGUUUUGCUACUCAGAUACGAAGUUGUGAUGCAAAGCAGAAGCUGAUUCGUGACCUACAAGUUGGUGAUGAAUUGUGCGUUCGAGUCAAACGAGUGGAAUUGGCUGGUAUUUACGUACGGCCUUUGUGUGUUCUGAGGCCAUUUCGUAGAUGCCUGAGUUGGAUGGAGGACUUUCAGGUUUUGGUUGGAAGAGAUAUCCGCGAUAAUGGCUUGGAAAGGCCAGACGACUUACUCAAAGACUUACCUAGGAUUGUCAAAAUAUGCAUGUCAAUUCUUGUUAACUGUGUAGUGUUUAGCUCUUCAUCCUUAUCAGGUGUGAAGAAUGGUGAAGCGCUUUCGAGUGAUGAGACUUUUGAGGACUAUAUACAAAAAAGUAAUUUACUUUCAAAUGCCAAUCUUUCUGAACUGUUCGGUUUUAAAGUGGAGUCUUCAUUGUCUCUUCUUCCGGGUCUGCGAGGCGGAUCUCCUCCUUUGGAAUCUCGAGCUCCUUAUUUAAGAAGAAAGCAGAAUGAGGAGUUAUCAAUGCAGAGUGUUGUUAAAGGUGUAGAAAAAGUCAGAGCAGGGGACUAUACCCCUGCUGUUCAGCAUUUUUUUAAGGCACUCGAAAUAUACGACCGUAAUAUAGAAGCUUUGGUUGGGAGGGCUGCAGCUUACGCUAAUAUGGGUAAAUAUGACUUAGCAGAAAACGACUUAGAUGCAGCGCUUUCCAUAAAAAGUGACCACUCCAACGCGAAAAAUUACAUGGUUGAAGUGUUAAUUAAAUCUGCUAAUGAGUUAUUGGAAUUGAAAGAAACUGAGGAAGCAAAAAAAAAGUAUGAAAAGAUUUUACAGUUCAAGGAUGACAGAAGAGCGUUGGAAGCUUUGAAUAAAAUCAAGAAGGCUGUUACGGAUGAAGUGGCAACAAGUAAGAGGCGGAGACUUAGUAACGAAGAGCAGAAGAAAAAGUCUAACGAAAUGGUAAGGGAUGAACAAAGAAGACGCAAUGAUGCGAAGAAGUUGGCUGAAAUGGAGAAGUUUAUUGCUCAGCUAAAGCAGCAAGCAGAUGCUUAA
Enterobius vermicularis (human pinworm) is the source of this 1269-nucleotide messenger RNA. The record is from the annotation of a GenBank genome assembly. Lineage: Eukaryota; Metazoa; Nematoda; Chromadorea; Rhabditida; Oxyuridae.